Molecule: messenger RNA, 597 nt
Organism: Durusdinium trenchii
Lineage: Eukaryota; Dinophyceae; Suessiales; Symbiodiniaceae
Source: the annotation of a GenBank genome assembly
AUGAGUAGCAUUAGCACAGACUCCAACUACACCAUGCACGUGGCCAGCGCGGAAUCCGAUGAGGCUGAAACUGAAGCGCUGCUUGGGGCUUCUUCGGCUGAGUUCAUUUCGCCUACACCGGAGGGUUCUGCUGGACCACGCCACCAGCUGUUCGCGAUGACCCACCGGGAGGUUCGAGAGUUGCUGCAUGAAGAACAGGUUCAAAUGCAAGCUGAGCAGCAAAGGGACUUGCCGCAGCCAGUGCCACCUCCACUGGAGGAAAAGCGCCUGGUGGUAGAUCCCUGCUUGGGUCGCUUGGAGCUCCUUUGGGCAAAGGCACGCUUGGCUUUGGUCAUUCUGUCUGGCUUUGCCUUCGUGGCCCUGCUGGGUAGACUUGGGCACAACUGGCUAGAGAUGCGAUUGGCAAAGGGCGAGAUCCCUCCAAUGGAAGCCGCCCUUUUGAUUGGAGUCGUGAUGCCUGCGGCUUUGGUGGGAUUUUUGUGUGUCUUAGAGCACACUGAAUGGCGAUAUGUGCGCACGGUCUUCCCGACCUCCGAGCCGUAUACCCCGCUCCUUCACGAGCUCCUGCCUAGGCUUCGAAGACUUUGCCGCCUGUGA